AUGGCAUCUUCUUUAUCUCGAUCCGUGUGGAAGUACGAUGCCUUCUUGAGUUUCAGAGGGACAGAUGUUCGCAGAAACUUCAUCAGCCAUCUCACAGACGAAGGAAUCAUAACCUUCCAUGACGACACAGACCUUGAGAGAGGCAGUUCGAUCUUGAAAGGACUCGAGGAAGCCAUGAAUCAGUCGAGAUUCGCAGUCGUCGUGAUUUCAGAGGACUACGCUACAUCUCAAUGGUGCUUGAAAGAGCUUUCGUUUAUGGUCGACUUAACUGAAAAGAAACGCUUCGACCUGAUCCCUAUAUUCUAUGAAAUCCCUAUAUCCCUAUGUUCAAGAGCCGAAGCGGUUGUUUUAGCAAAGCUUUUGAGGAUCAUGAGAAGAGAUUUGAUGCUAAGACCGAGCGAUGAUUCAAAGCUUACACAAGAAGUUGUUAGAGAUCUUUGUGAUAGGUUAUACUUAGAGUCUGAGCCAUCAGACGAAACAAGUGAAUUUGUAGGGAUGAGUCUCCAUAAGAAACGCAUGGAAUCUCUUUUAACAAUGGACAGCUCUGACUCUGAUGAUGAUGUCAAAAUGGUAGGAGUGUGGGGUAUGGGGGGCAGAGGCAAAACAACCAUCGCUAAAUGUGUCUACGAAUCCCUCUCGACUCACUUUCCUAGUCGUUGCUAUCUUACGAACGUUAAAGAUGAUUUCCAAAAACAUGGUGAAUCAUCAUCAUCAUCAUCAUCAUCAUCAUAUCUGCGGAAGCAAAUCAUGUCUGAAAUUUUCCCCAAAAGCCCCCUUAACGCACGGUGCGUCAGCCCUGAGGCAAUGAGGCGGAGGCUACGUGGAAAGAAGGUUCUUCUCAUCCUCGAUGAUGUUGAUGACGUUAAGCAACUCCAAGAAUUGGCUGGAGACUGCAAGUGGUUUGGACCAGGAAGCUGA
This is a messenger RNA of Eruca vesicaria subsp. sativa (arugula), 918 nucleotides long. The record is from the annotation of a GenBank genome assembly. Lineage: Eukaryota; Viridiplantae; Streptophyta; Magnoliopsida; Brassicales; Brassicaceae.